Messenger RNA from Rhipicephalus microplus (southern cattle tick), 574 nucleotides. RefSeq lists its product as uncharacterized. Lineage: Eukaryota; Metazoa; Arthropoda; Arachnida; Ixodida; Ixodidae. The record is from RefSeq and is a predicted model, not a curated record.
AGUGUGCUUGCCCCCUCUGCCGCGAACGUAGUAUCUAAGGACAAGCGAACCAGUGACAUGGGUGCCUUGAUUCACGGCUCGCUCUUCUUCAUCAUCGUGGUUUUGUUUACGGCCAUGUCGGCGGCUCGACUGCCUUUAUGCUCGCCCGAGCACUGUACAGCCUGCGACAAGUGUGCUCCGAACGUCACGGCCGAAAUGGAGUGUCAGGUCAUCGCCGCCGCGGGAGCUGGGGGCUGCCUGUGCUGCAGCAAAGGCGGUGACGUGUCUAACGCUAGUGCUGCGAUCGUCGAACCACCAUCGACCAAGAAACGACCGACUUGCAGCCUGGUUUGUCGCGGAGAAAUCGACUUGGACAGGUGUGGCUGCGAAUCGUCGUGGUGAUAGGUGGUUGUUUUACGCAUCUCGCACUUCCUUUUCGCUUACGCUGCUUGCGGGCCACCCGGCAGGAGAUUUCUACCACAUAAUGUCUCCGCUGAACCCGUCAUAAACCACCACCACCGGAUCCACUGUUUGGCGACGCGCAUGUCCGGAAAUAAAGGCUGUUGUGCGCCGUUCCUUGAAAAUGGCAUCGAAA